Molecule: messenger RNA, 1365 nt
Organism: Theileria equi strain WA
Lineage: Eukaryota; Apicomplexa; Aconoidasida; Piroplasmida; Theileriidae
Exons: 1
Coding region: 1-1365 (454 amino acids)
Source: RefSeq, a predicted model, not a curated record
AUGUCAAAGGAUGGACUUCAGAAAGGCGCCAUGUUUAUGGCAGGGCUGACUCUUUUGCAGUCUCUCCGUGUGGCGUUAACUGGAGCAAAGUUUGCACUUGAUAGAUUUAAAAUUCCUCAGCAGUAUGCCAGUUCGUUCAUUAACAUGGUCCAUAAUCCUAUGGAGUUGGCAACGUUUACUGGAAUGGCUAUUGUUACUUCUAUAGCACUAUUGACGGAUGGAUCCAAUGGGUCCUUUAAGGAAUUUUUCAAGUACCUUGCCAUAUUUACUAACAUAGCAUUGUGCUGUUCCUUUAUUUUGCUCCUCAUCGCAUUUACAUCUGGAGGUCAAAUGGGCAAUCUCACCUUCUAUUACUGGACUAUCGUCUUCGGUUCAUUUAUCUAUGGACUGAAUGUGGCAGCUGUAAUGACUGUGGGAAGUGACAAUGCCUCUCUUUUCAACAUGGGAAUUCCUAUUUCUGGCAUUCAAGUUUGUAUUUACUACUAUAUCUUUACUAAACUUGCUGAGUGGUCUAAUUUCUCAAAUGUUAGUUACUGGAUCAUAUUCUGGCAACUUAUAAUAGCGAUACUGAUAUCAGCAGCCUCUGCAGUUGUAUGGGCUAUUGGUCAAGCUGAUGGUGGUAAAUCUGAUGGUCAACCUGGUGCUGGUGCCGUCUCUCCAAUUUUCAUGGGAAUGGUAGGUAUGGGUGGUAUCUAUGCCUUUUAUCCUGCUAUCGCUCCUUAUAAAUUGACUGAUGUUGGCACUGGAUAUACUAUUGACUUGGUGGUUCUGUUCAUUAGUGCUGUUCCUGGUAUUAUUAUUGCUAUAUUAUGUCUAUGUAAUAACGACCCUAAGAAUGGAAUAGGUCCAAAUCAAGAAUGGACCAAUGAGAAGAGUGGCACAGGAUGGAAUUUUGCUUGGAUCAUGGCGUUUCCACAUAUUCUUGCCAUGUUCUCGUGCUUAUACGUGCUUCAUCACCCAGACAGUGAAAUCGCAAGUACUGUAAAGAGCAGUGGAGCACUUGUUGGAGUUAUUACUGUGACCUUAAAGUUCUGCGAAGAAUCACUAAAAGCAGUUUCAUAUGCCGGAGGUGGUGCAUAUGGAGGCACCAUUUCAUCCUUAAACACAUUCACAUCACAAUUUUUAAUGAUUGUUUUGGCCUUUACUGGAGACGGUUAUUUGAAGACCUAUUCCAAGUAUGAGAACGAUAAGGAUAAAUGGCCUACUGAGCACUGUGGGUUCUUUAAGUCCUUAGGAUACUGGAUAGGAAAUGGAGUAUCUGAGGCCUGUAAGAGUGUUAAAUCAUCUUUUACCAAGAAUGUUAGAUGCAAGGUUUUGGGUAAAUCAGAGGCCUUACUUAUCGUCUAUGCAGAUGAGGAAUUCUAA